Porites lobata is the source of this 4154-nucleotide messenger RNA. NCBI's taxonomy places the organism in Eukaryota, Metazoa, Cnidaria, Anthozoa, Scleractinia, Poritidae. The record is from the annotation of a GenBank genome assembly.
AUGGUUGAAAUUGCAAGUCACGUGCCAUCUCUGCCAUUGCGUGGGGACAUUGUUCUUUAUGAUCAGUUUUCCCACCAGGCCAUUCAGUCGGUUGCAUUCCGGAGGUCUGGAACUAGAUGGGUUAUGUUUUCUGUUCGUUCUAUGGUACAGAGAUGGCUUUUCUCACAGCGUCUAAACUGUGGAGUUUUCGUAAGGGCGAAGUCACACAAUCCGGAUGUGAAUGUGUCGAUCAAGGUGAAGGGAGGGCAAACUGGAACCAGACGAAAUACGCUACCUCUCUUGAUUGUGAAAACGCGUUUUGUCAAACACCAUAGAGGAGAAAAACUGUCAUCUUUGUUGAGGUAAAUAACGUUCUCGCCUACUCUCCAAUGGGACACUUUUGGCAUACAAUUUGAAAUGCUAGCUGUCUGGCGAUACGCCAUUUUCGCCAUUGCAUGCAUUUCUGAACAUAUGUGCUCUUAGCUCGAUCAAUGCCACACUAAAAGGAUAUAGUGAUGUCCCCCUUAUCCUCUGUCUGUUAUACCUAUCCUUUCGACGAGAUAAAGCCCUUCGAACCUCCUGUAUAAGUCGAUAAGACUUAGGUAGAAAAAUGGAGGGGCCUUUGCUCGCAGGGCGGGUGAUACAAUCAACUCUCGCCUUGCGGACACCCCGCAAUAACGGACACCCCAAUAAUACGGAGAACAGCUACAUCCCAGGCAAAAAUAAAUUACAGGCGUUUGACUGAUAUAAACUCCCACUAUUACGGACUCUCGCUAUUGAGGACACUAACUCGCGGUCCCUACAAUGUCCGCUAUAAAGAGAGUUGACUGUAUUAGUGUUUAGAUCUUCAUAAUGCUUUCUUUUAUAUAUUCUAUAGUCCCAACAGUCACAGGAAUGGGCAAAGCAACGGUAGGAAAAAGUGUUCUGACACCCAGGGUCUUUUCGUUUACAAAUUUGACAGCGGCAGAAAAUUUUUCAGCAUUCGAUUCCCUCGUCCAGAAAGACAAUAUUUCCCUCUCAAUUACACGAGUUUGAUUUUGAUUUACAUAUAUAAAGUGACAAAGGUAACAGGUAAUGAAAGCUAACCACUUCGACCACUUUUUCCAGUGCUUAACCCCAGUCACUAUGGUCGGUGCAUUUUCCCCUAUAUAAGAAAUUAUUUUGUGUAAACAUCAUAAGGUGUCCAACGUGGUUCUGGACAAUGGGACGAUGGAAUCUAAUGAGAGGAGACCCUUUUCUUUUCUGCCGCCGCCAUACUGGAAAAAACGACUCGACCCUGGGGACGAGGUUUUAAUUUUGAUUCCAGCUUGGGAGUUCGUGGGACUUUAUUCACACUAAAGUGGAUACACAGCCGCAAACGACCAAACAAACAAAUCAUUUAAUUAUUAACGAAGGAUGGACCAAUGUACGGUCAAACUGGGUCAAGCAUACAGCCAUAGAUUGUAUUAGUCAAUUGACUAGAGCUGUAGUUGAAAUACGGAUCCGAUUGUUCGUUACUGCUACUAGUGUCGACUAAUUCAAGUAUGUAUCUGUUUUGGCUCAAUUUUAUCUCUGGUUUAAUUUUUACUUUCCUCAAGAGCCAUAUGGCUCUUGCUUUUCUUUGUUCCAAACUCAUUACCACACAUUACCAAACCCCAAAAGAAAGAAAAUAAAAUUUAAGCCAGGGAUAGAAUUGACUGACAGCCACAUAUCCGUGGAUGUAUAAUGAUCGAAUAGUGAAUUAUAAGAAUUUGGUCACACUAUACGUCUUUUAAACUUUUGAAGGAAUAAAAUUACUUCCAAGACCACUACCUACUGCAAGGAGACAGUAGCUUGGACUAUUCUCACUUCAUGAAUAAUUAGCCCGUAAGGCAGGAAAUAGCUAAGAAACUUCUCAAAUUCCGUCACGUGAAGCCUAUGAUUGAUGGCAUGAUGCAUCGUGGUCCUCGCUUAGGAUAGUGCGAUUUUUGUGUCCUCCUUUUUUAUAAGCAGUUCCGCGUUCAGUGAAAGUGACUUCAAAGUUUCGCCCCUCUCACACCCUCGGGUGCUGGGUGACGGGGUGACGUUGUAUACUGCAUGCCUUUGCAACUAUACUAGUCACGUGGUACAAAAGUGCCAUGCCGGAAAGCAAGGAACGGACUGAGACAUGAAAAACAAAAGACUUACUUCAUUUUAAAUUGCCUAUUGUCCUGGCAGUCACGAUUCCAACCUCGUUCCCAGGGUUCUUAGGCGGGUAGGAGAGAACCCUGGGAACGAGGUUGUCACGAUUCCACCCCCUAACUUAAUUCCCCGUGACGGGAUAACAGGUAGGUGAUGCGAAUAUUGUACUUCAAUAUACUUUCAAUUUUCAAAUAAUUUAUUUAAUAAAAUCUAUGUGGGUUCGCUUGACCACGGUUUGACCGUAAGUCUUAAAUUUCAGUUAUAGAAAAGUUCUCUAACAGGUGUUUUUUUAAUAGUCAAUGACGAAACGGUUUUAUAAUAGUUUUUUCCAGAUCAAAACAAAUGUUCGAGCUGCCUCGAAGGUCCAGACGUCAUCUAGCAGCCAUUCGUGACGAGGGUCCAUGUUCCAUUCGUCGCAUGACAGUAGAUGUCAGGCGACAUCUUGGUUGGAACGAUGUCAUCAUUCCCCGCGUUUUCGAGUCAUUCCGGUGUGGAGGUGAAUGCAAAUUCCCGUUGGAUACAAGUGUAAGUAUUUUUUGCUUUCAGCAAAAUAUUACAAAUUGUCCUUUCUUAACCUUGAACACACUCGUUUAGCACGAAACAAAGCUACUGUCUGCAUGCAGUAGGUAGUGGUCUGAGUGAGUGAACGCUCGUGCGGGCUUCCUUUUGUACCUUCGGCAUGCAAGUCUUAGAAUUACCUCCUCUGUCUCCUUAGCUUGAGUUACAGCAUCUCUUGUGGGUGAAGGACUUUUAUAUCUCUCAAUGAUAAAGGAGAAUGUGGUUGAGUACUCGGUCCCCAGGAUAUGUAUACAUGAUCAGUAGAAAGAUUAAGGGCAACGUGAAUUUGUACCACGUGACCAAGUUUUCAAUUUACUUAUCGUUUACUGUUCAUUAUAACUACACGAAAAUCGGUAGAUUCGUGCCAAUUCUAUCCAUACAAUUGUUUUAAGCUGUUUUUAUCUACUCAAUUCUCAUUUUGAAAAUCUCACGUUUGCCGUUUGCCGUAAACCCGAUGCUUAAUCUCUUCAGUAGUAUCUGGUCGUAUCUAAGCAUGGCAUGUUUGUGGGGUCGUGUACUAGUCACAGAUCCAUGUGCUUGGACGGGGGAAACCUGACAAGUUUGUUAACGCCUCCCUGUUUUGAAACGAUAUUAAAAGAUCUUAAAAUAGAGCUAUCAUAUUUUUGAUACUUAAGAGAGAGCAUUUAACUAUUUUAUAGGUAAAUCCAAGCGGUCACGCCAUUUUGCGAUCAAUCUUACACUCAUCUGGACUAGAUCAAGGUGCCGGAGAGCCGUGUUGCGUACCGAUAAAACUGCACGGUGUAAGCAUGUUCGAAGAGGAUUCGCAGGGUCACAUUGGGCUGAAAACCCACCAAGGAGCGAUUGUUGAGGAAUGUGGAUGUCGCUAAACAUCUGUCCUUCGCACCCAGAGUUUGGCAAAGUCUUGUACUCCUGUUCCAGACUCAUUGUCACUUUAAAUGAAACUAUUCGUGAUGGAACUAUCUUGAUUGACAAAUUUAUUACAUCCACCUUGAAAUCACUGGCUACCCGUGCAAUUUGAUUGGCUCUCAGCAGUGUGAUUUAUUCCUAAAUCGCCCCAUUUUUUGCUCUAAAUCGCAUCUGUACCAAAUCGCGACAGUCAUGUUCUAAAUCGCAUGAUUUCUGUUUUAAAUCGCACCAUUUUUGUUCUAUAUUGCAUCAUUUCUGUUUCGAAUACAAAAUGAGAUGUAAAAGCCUUUUUGUUUCGGCUUUUUAACAAACCGGCUACUCGAUCAAUAAAAUGUUAGUACUGACUAAAUUCUGCGAUUUCAAAAUGGAUGUAAUAAAGUGGUAAUUGAACUUCGUGUCGUGCAAUUUUGGUCUGAAAUCAUGCUUGUGAUUUCAAAUCGAACUCGCGCUGCGCGCUCGUUCGAUUUUGAAAUUACGCGUAUGAUUUUAGACCAAAUUGCACUCUACUCAGUUCAAUUACCAUUAUUAAUCAACCCUUUAAUUUAAACCCAAGUAAUUUUUUUACUUUUUCUUCAACACUAAGAUUUCAG